CGUAGUUCCGCGGCGGGGCUGAGGCAUGUGCGCCGCCCGGAGAGUUCCGCUGCGGCGGAGGCGGCGGCUGGGCGCGGCCAGAGGCGGGGAGGGCCGGGACGGGAGGGCGGGGGAGAUGGAGACGGCCCCGGCCCCCCCCGCAGGCGCCCCCCGAGCCCCCCGGCCCGGCCCCUCUGCUUGCCGCGCAGCCAAGGGCGAAGCCUCCGCCGCCCCUCGGAGCAGCCCCCGGCGGCGCAGGCGGCUCUGCGUGGAGUACGAAGCGCCCCGAGGCGGCGAGGCGGAGGCGGCGCCGCGGUGGGAGCCGGAGGGCUGGCGGCGGCAGCUGGCCCACAUCCGCGCGAUGAGGGCGGCCAGAGACGCCCCCGUGGACCGGAUGGGGGCCGCGGCCUGCGUGGACGGGGCGGCCCCUCCCGAGGUGCGGCGCUACCAGGUGCUGCUCGCGCUGAUGCUCUCCAGCCAGACCCGGGACCAGGUGACGUGGGCGGCCGUGCGGCGCCUGAGGGAGGACGGCCUCACCGUGGACCGCAUCCUGCAGGCGGAGGAAGGCGCGCUGGGCCGCCUCAUUUACCCGGUGGGCUUCUGGAAGAACAAAGCACGAUACAUCAAGCAAACCACGGCCAUCCUGAAGCGGGAUUAUGCAGGUGACAUCCCAAAGACUGUGGCAGAGCUGGUGAAGCUGCCUGGGGUUGGACCCAAAAUGGCCCAUCUCGUUAUGAAUAUCGCCUGGCAGACCGUCUCCGGAAUCGGUGUGGACACUCAUGUGCACCGGAUUUCCAACAGGUUGAAGUGGGUAAAGGAGGAGACAAAACACCCUGAGGAGACCAGGCAGGCCCUGGAAAAGUGGCUCCCCAGGGAACUCUGGAGUGAGUUAAACUGGCUUCUGGUUGGGUUUGGCCAACAGAUCUGCUUGCCUGUAAACCCCCGAUGCAGUGAAUGCCUCAACCAGGCCAUCUGCCCAGCUUCCAGGAAGCACUGAGAGGCAAAGCACUUGACUUGCUAUUCCCACUGGACAUGCUGAUCAUCUGCUGCACGGGGGAGUGAGACCCCUUUGAAGGUGGGCAUCCAGGGGCCACCAACAGACAUGUGAUUCUGUGGCUGACCCUGCUCCUGUGCCGGACACUGGCGUGGCAAGAGGGAUCCUGAUGGGCAAAUCCAGAGGCACGCAGUUUCUGGUCUUCCCAUCCUAUGUACUGGUGCAAGGGGACCAACAGCAAUUGUUUCUACCAAAGACAACCAUAGAGAUGUUUCAGCAGUGGUGUGCCAGACUGUACUGAAAGGAUUGCUCCAUUGGCAAGGGAGCAAUGGUUAGAAAGCUGUUUAAUGAAUAAAAGAUGUUAUUUUAAAACUUGGAUUCCUUCAGUACGUGC
Messenger RNA from Eublepharis macularius, 1367 nucleotides. RefSeq names its product nth like DNA glycosylase 1 (gene NTHL1). The coding region runs from base 26 to 976 and encodes 316 amino acids. The transcript is spliced from 5 exons. Lineage: Eukaryota; Metazoa; Chordata; Lepidosauria; Squamata; Eublepharidae. Gene Ontology annotation, molecular function: 4 iron, 4 sulfur cluster binding; oxidized pyrimidine nucleobase lesion DNA N-glycosylase activity; DNA binding. Gene Ontology annotation, cellular component: nucleus. The record is from RefSeq and is a predicted model, not a curated record. Gene Ontology annotation, biological process: base-excision repair; nucleotide-excision repair; base-excision repair, AP site formation.